GACUCAAAUUGAAAUGUGUUGGCUUUCUCUGUUUUUGCUGCAUCAGAGAUUCUCUCUACCUCUUUCAAGUCAAAGAAGCAUGAAAAAAUACAUAUUAUAAUAGAGGAAAAAAAGAAAAGAAAAAGGAAAGUGGUGUGAAAUGGGAAAUGAGAGAAAGGAAGAGCCACAGCUCAUGGCAUAUAUUCCCCCAACAUAACCCCACUUAUGUUUCCAGAUAUGGAGUGAGAACAUAGGACAGGCCAACAACUCCUCCAAAUUAUAAAGAGAACUAUAGCUGCCACAUAUCCACCCAGAGCUAAUCAAAAACCAAUAUUUAUGUUUCAGUCAUCUACCUCUAUAUCUCAUUCACAAAACACAUAUGGGUCUGCAGAAUAUGCAAAAUCAGAACAUGAAUUUGGUUUUGUCCACUGAUGCAAAACCCAGAUUAAAAUGGACUCCAGAACUUCAUCAAAGAUUUAUUGAAGCAGUGAAUCAACUUGGAGGGCCAGACAAGGCAACACCAAAGAGUUUGAUGAGGGUGAUGGGAAUUCCUGGCUUGACUUUGUACCAUCUGAAGAGUCAUUUACAGAAAUACAGGCUGGGGAAAAGCCAACAGUCAGAGUCCUGCACUGACAGCAAGCCAGAAGAUUACAGAGAGACUCAGACAACUGAUGGGCAUUUCAGUAGGGAAAUCACCAGUGAUGCAAACCACAAUCAGAAUAAUGAAAGCUUGCAGAUUGCUCAGGCUCUAAAAUUGCAAAUGGAAGUGCAAAGGAAACUGCAUGAGCAGAUUGAGGUACAGAGGCAUUUGCAGCUGCGAAUUGAAGCCCAAGGGAAGUACUUACAAUCAGUACUAAAGAAAGCUCAGGAAACGCUUGCCGGGUAUAAUUCUUCUUCACUGGGAGUAGAACUUGCCAAAGCUGAACUCUCUCAGUUAGUCUCAAUGGUUAACACUGGCUGCCCCAGCUCUUCAAUCUCAGAAUUGACAGAAUUAGGAGGUUUGAGUUUAAAAACUGUAGAGAGGAAUCAAAUGAGAGGCACAAUAUGUUCCAUGGAGAGCUCCUUAACAUCAUCUGAAAGCUCUGGGAGGAAGGAAGAGAAGAGACCAAUGAAAGAGAGUGGUGACCUCCAAAAGUCUAAUACAACUACUCUUGAACUUUCAUUAAUGAACAUACACCCAGAAGACAAGCCAAGGAGCAUUGAAACAAGCAAUCAAGCUAGUGGGAAGAAGAGAACUGGUAGUGCCAUUUCUAAUACUACUUGUGUAGAGCAACCAGUUGCUAAAAGAUCACCAAAUCACAGAGACAAAAGUAGCAACCAAUUGAGAAAAUCUGGAUUGUUGGGGACACUAGAUCUCAACAGCCAAUAUCAGAAUGACAUUGAUUCAGGUCCAAAAGCAAUAGACCUGAACUGCAAGGGAAUGGAACAAUGCAAUGGGUUUUAGUCAGAUAGCCUAUGCAGCAAACUUGAUUCUUAGAGCUAAACUUUUGUUAAUAGCCUAUGUAUAUUGUUAUAUGUAUGGACCCUCCAAGAACUUUCGAAAGUGUAUUCAUAUUAAAAGAAGGUAUUAUAAUAUA
Molecule: messenger RNA, 1556 nt
Organism: Quercus robur (English oak)
Lineage: Eukaryota; Viridiplantae; Streptophyta; Magnoliopsida; Fagales; Fagaceae
Product: myb family transcription factor PHL8-like
Exons: 6
Coding region: 359-1423 (354 amino acids)
Molecular function (GO): DNA binding; DNA-binding transcription factor activity
Source: RefSeq, a predicted model, not a curated record